Molecule: messenger RNA, 939 nt
Organism: Pyricularia pennisetigena
Lineage: Eukaryota; Fungi; Ascomycota; Sordariomycetes; Magnaporthales; Pyriculariaceae
Exons: 4
Coding region: 1-939 (312 amino acids)
Source: RefSeq, a predicted model, not a curated record
AUGGUCUCCAUGUCUACGGAAUACUCCAAGGAGCAGGUGAUCGCUCUGGCGGUUGUAUUCAUGAUAUUUCCCAUGACAUUCUACGGACUCCGAGUAUGGGCAAGGCUACUGAUCAGCCGCUUUAUGUUGGAUGACUACCUCGCUGGAGGAGCACUCUCUAAGUUUGCCAUGAAUAUGCUAUCGAUUCUCGGCCUCGGCCUGGUCAAGUCGUCCAUUCUUGUCCUUUACCUCCACCUCUUUCCCAAUGCAUUGUUCAAAAGGGUUGUGUUUGGCAUGCUCGUCUACGUCAUCAUAUGGACGGUCAGCUUCUUUUUCUCGCAUCUCUUCACCUGCUACCCCAUCACGACCUUUAUCGAUUUCUUCGAGAGCAAAAACUGCGUCAAUCAGACGGCCAUGUUCCUUACAGUCCUAUACACCAACGUCAUCGCCGACUUUGCGAUUUUGAUCCUGCCGAUCCCCUUGGUGAUGCGCCUCCAGCUCAAGCUCAAGACCAAGAUCGCUGUCAUUGGAAUGCUAAGUCUAGGGGCCGCAACCUGUGCCGUCAGUGUCACCCGCGUGAUUGCCAUCUAUGGCGUCGCCCACGAGUAUACCAAACAUCCCAACGAUAUCAUUUACUAUACUGCUCCGGUUUUCUACUGGACGAACAUUGAACUCUCAAUGGCGGUAAUUUGCGCCUGCCUACCGACGCUGCGACCUAUCUGGACCCAUUUCUAUCCCACGAAAACCGUUACCGGGAACACCUCGUACGAGCUCGGCUACGGUUCUAGCAGAAAGGUUCCCAGAAGGAACAACACUAAAAAUAAGACAUACAUGGAGCUAAAUGAAAUGGAACUGAAUGCUGCCGAGUGUUCCCGGCCGGGGCAGCCCCUUGGCAGGAAUAUUCUCAAGGAGACGGUGAUAUCUCAGACGGUGGAAAUUGCCACGCCUGCGGUCAGCUGA